UGAAUGAGUUCUGGUUAAUAUUUAGCUAGCGAGGUUGUUUUUAAGGUAAGGAGUUACGGUUACCGUGAGCUCUAGUGAUGGAACAUUCGGUGCCAGGAACAGAUUAUUUACAGUGAAAUAUGUACAGUGCAAUAUCUUGUACGAAAUCUCUGUCAUACUCACUCAAGUUUGUGGUUAUGGCUACGGCACCCGGGGAGGCACAUCCCUUAUCUUCAAACAAAACCGCGAAACGCAUUCACCUCUUCCGUCAAUCUGUGCGGAUCGCCACUCAGUGCAGCUUCAUCUGGGAGAACACCGGAGGUACGCGAGUGCGCUAGAGAAGAGAGGGAGAGAGGAAAUUUGCACAGGCGAGAGACAACGAGGACGUGUGACAAGAAUUCGUUUCGCAUUUAACUUUAAGCGUGAACCCAAAUGCGUCGUUCGGCGCUUGGAUGAACCGAUUUCUUUUUAUUAUUAAGUUCAACAUCUGGAUCCACUGACCAGCACGGAGCAGUCAUGUCCCGAAGAAAGCAGAGCAACCCAAGGCAAAUCAAACGACGGCUGGAUGACGGACUGGAAGAGGACAAUGACUGCAUUUCAGAGGAGAAAGAGCCCCCGCACAAUGAGGACUUCUCUAUGGAGGAGAACCUCUCAGCAGACUUUGACACUGAAAACAGCAAAGACGUGGAGUCUCCUUGCAACAAAGGUGAAGAGGAUGGCUCUCAAGAGGAACAGGAGCUGGACGGUGAGGGACAGAGUGUGAAAUUCAGACCCCCUCCACUCGAACCCGAGGUCUGGGAUGGACCGAGAGAGCUUGAAGUCGUCCAUAAAGACAGAGAUCGGCGGGUUCAGUCUCGGCAGCCGCUUGCAGUGGGCACGACCUGGGGGCCCUUUGAGGGGAAGAUCGAGACGGGCAAGGACCAAAGCAUAGACCCGCGGACGCAGUGCGCGGCUCCACUGGUGAUGAGCGCAGGGCCCAGGUGGCUGCUGGAUGUGACUUGGCUCGGAGCAGAGGACAGCAAGAACAACUGUGUCGUCUACAGCAAAGGUGGGCAGCUUUGGUGCACCACAACAAAAAACAUAGCAGAGGGUGAAGAGUUGGUGGCCUUUGCAGUGGAUUUUGACGCACGGCUCCAAGCAGGCGGUCACAUGUCUUCUUUGACUGAAGGAAUGUAUCCAGCACGGCUACUGGACACAAUACCACUCCUCCCCCAGCAAGCUGCCAUGGCGUCCAUACUGCCCACUGCUAUUGUCAAUAAGGACAUCUUCCCCUGCAAGACAUGUGGGAUCUGGUACCGGAGCGAGAGGAACUUGCAGGCGCACCUGAUGUACUACUGCAGUGGACGGCAGAUGCACCCACAGACCGCGGUGGAAAAGAGUGACACCAGCCAGCUACAGACAGCCAACAUCUGCCCCUUCCCCCAUUGCAGCAAGAGCUUCUCAGGGCCACAAGCUCUGGAAAUGCACUUGAACACACACAGUGGUGUCAAAAUGGAAGAGACUCUCCCCCCUGGGACCAGGUUGAAAUGCACAAUCUGCACGUACACGGCAGAUUCUAUUAUUGCAUUCCAGCACCACAUCCUGUCUCACCUGUCACGGACGGCCUUCAGAUGCAACCACUGCCAUUUCAGCUUCCAGAGCCAGAUGGAGCUCGUGCAGCAUCAGGAUCUACACAAGCAGGGUGGCGGCGCGUUUCACAGAGACAGAGACGGCAAGCAGUCCCCCAGGCAAAGUGACGAAAACCCACCGCAUGGCAAAGAUGUGCUCCAGAGUCCCAAGAGUGCGCAGAACAAGGAGGUCAACUCCACCACCAAGGAGGACAGGGCGGAGCAGAUGACCAAGCUCUCUGCCCUGAAGGGAGAUGGCAACCCGGGAGGCAAAGCCAGCUUCUCGUACCCCAGGAUCAAGUCUGAGCCGUCCAGCCCACGGCUUGCCUCCUCACCGGUCCAGCACAAUGUGGGCCCUACAUUUCCUAUAGGACCCUUCCUGUCCCAGUUCCCUUUUCCACAGGACCUUCCUGUAGUCCCACAAGCAUCGGAAAUAUUAGCGAAAAUGUCCGAACUGGUGCACCGCCGAUUACAAAAUGGAAUGAACAUCUACCCUCCUCUGGUCUACAGCCCUCUCAUGCCGAAGGGAGCGACAUGUUUUGAAUGCAAUAUCACAUUUAAUAACCUGGACAACUACUUUGUCCACAAAAAGCACUACUGCAAUAGCCGUUGGCAGGACUUGGCCAAGUCUCCCGACUGCUCUGGUGGUUUGGACAAGGUGACGGAGACCGUAAGCCCAAACAGCAGGCACAGUUCGGCAGCCUUCCUGAAUGGUGGCCACCUCACUGAGGGUGACAAUCACCUUAUGCAGUCUGCAUGUUUGAAUCUGAUCAAUGGGAGUGGCAAAGUGCCUGAUAAGGAACUCUCAGGACAGGUCAAAAAAGCCUUCACACCCACUGGCACAGAGGAGAGGCCGAACAGUGUGCAAGUAAACGCGAACAGUCCUAACACUUCCCAAACGGAAAACGAUAGCUAUCCAAGCAAAACAACCUGUGAAGCUUGCAAGAUAACUUUCAGUCGGUACGACAACUAUAUAGUCCACAAACAGUAUUACUGUGCCACUCGCCAUGAUCCCCCUAUGAAGCGCACAGCUGCAAAUAAAGUGUCCAUGCAGAGGAUGAUGCGAACGCGCAAACGCAGGAAGCUGUACGAGAUGUACGUCCCCAGUCAAGAGCAGGGACCACCCCAGAUUGGGCCAUUGGGGUUCCUUGGAGUUCCCACUUUGGGAAGUCCCUGCACCACACAAGAGGCAGUUGACAAUCCAGGCAACCGAUUUCACCCACAAUGCACCAUCUUCCCAGGCAUGGUUCCAAAACAUGUGGAACCUUCUCUCACGGUUUCGAAAUCAGCCCUCAUGUCCAAGUGUAAUACAAUUGAUCAACAAGAGCUAGAUGCCCCCAUUGAUCUCAGUAAAAAAUGUUCCCCAAAUUCUGACAAAACCUGUCAGUCUCCCACAAGGCUCUUGGACUAUCAUGAAUGCACAGUCUGCAAGAUUGGUUUUAACAAAGUGGAGGACUACCUUGCCCACAAACAGAACUUUUGUCCAGUUACUGCUCCCCACCCUGAAGGUGGUGGCCUGGCACAGACGGUGUUUCCAGAUAUGAAAUUUGAAUGCAAUAAUCCUAAUGAUGCCUACGAUAAUGGUCCUGUGAAGUGUGACAAAAAUGCAAGUUCCAAGGCAAUUGUAAAAAAUGGUUGCCUUUUUCCCUCUCAUUCAGGGACCGUGUCUGGACUCAAGCCCGCUGACGAGACUCAGCCUUUUCCUCUUAAAGAGGAGAACAAGACUUUACCCCAUUGCUUUUAUCCCCAAGUACUAAAGAAGCUGAAAGGAUCUGAGGAAAUUUUGCCAUAUUAUGGUAUUAAACCCUCUGAUUAUGUUAAUGGGAGUCUGGUUGGGCAGGGUGCACAGGAUGAGCAGAAACAGAGUCCAAGUGAAGCCACAGAAGAGGGAAAAGACCAGCCAACACCCAACGGCUGCCCUCAUCCUGGGAAAGAGCUUCUACCCCUGCUGCCCAAUAACAGAGGCAUGAUGGGAAGCAUAAAUGGUGGCCACAAGCCUGAGGAGAGGGCCUUGGGCCCAGUUAUUUCACGGCAGGAGAGCCUACAGUGCAACUCCCAGUCACCAGACGGUCGACCAUUACCCGCAGGGGGGACUGAGAACCCCUCUGACUCUAACGAGAACAUUUCUCCCUCCCCAAAAUCACAGACUGAGGAAGCAGUGCCCGCUGUAGCAAUAGGCACAAACGGACCGGCGCCAGCUGUCAGCGGAAGCAAAUACUGCCGCUUGUGUGAUAUUCAGUUUAGCAGCCUGUCAAACUUUAUCACUCACAAGAAGUUUUACUGCUUGUCUCACGCGGCAGAACACGUGAAAUGAAGUUUUUGCCCUCUGCCUCAGUGCAUCUCACUGUUUUAUAUGCUGCUUGUGGACAAUCAAUUUUCAUUCAUUUAAAGAC
Megalops cyprinoides (Indo-Pacific tarpon) is the source of this 3979-nucleotide messenger RNA. RefSeq names its product zinc finger protein ZFPM2-like. Bases 496 to 3900 code for a protein of 1134 amino acids. The record is from RefSeq and is a predicted model, not a curated record. Lineage: Eukaryota; Metazoa; Chordata; Actinopteri; Elopiformes; Megalopidae. Gene Ontology annotation, molecular function: RNA polymerase II-specific DNA-binding transcription factor binding. Gene Ontology annotation, biological process: cell differentiation; negative regulation of transcription by RNA polymerase II; heart development. The transcript is spliced from 8 exons. Gene Ontology annotation, cellular component: nucleus.